Messenger RNA from Salmo salar (Atlantic salmon), 693 nucleotides. The record is from RefSeq and is a predicted model, not a curated record. Lineage: Eukaryota; Metazoa; Chordata; Actinopteri; Salmoniformes; Salmonidae.
AUGGAGAGGAAACCUCAGGCAGCAGUCAUUUGGCUCAUGAAGAAUUACUUUACCUUGGAGUUUCCGUGUCCCACCAUUCCAAACAUGGCCUACAUGGGCGGCUUCCAGUGCAAGCCCUCCAAGCCGCUUCCCCAGGACAUGGAGGACUUUGUCCAGAGCUCUGGGGACCAUGGGGGCAUCAUCAUGUCCCUGGAGACCUUGGUAGGACAGCUACCUGAGGGCAACGCUGAGGAAAUCGCCGCUGCCAUUGCCCAACUGCCUCAGAAGGUCAUCUGGAGGCACACUGGGAAGAGACCUGCCUCCCUGGGCAUCUGCACCUUACUGGUGGACUGGCUCCCCCACAAUGACCUCCUGGGACACCCCAAGACCCGGGCCUUCAUUGGCCACGGCGGCACCAACGGAGUCCAGGAGACCAUCUACCAAGGUGUCCCCAUAGUUGGCCUCCCAUUUAUCUUCGAUCCGCCUGAUAACCUCAACAAGAGGAGGGCUAAGGGAGUGGCUAAGAUAGUGGACAUCGCCACCUUAGACAGAGACGUCUUCCUGGAGAUGGUGAAGGCUGUUCUCUAUGAGCGGUCCUACAGGGAGAACAUGCAAAGGCUGUCCAGGCUACAGAAAGACCAGCCUAGGGGACCCUACUCUUUGUUUUGCAGUACUUUAGGUCUUGGGGAAGGUGACCUCAUUGUGAGAUACUAA